Messenger RNA from Drosophila nasuta, 2212 nucleotides. RefSeq names its product Guanine nucleotide-binding protein subunit alpha cta (gene cta). The record is from RefSeq and is a predicted model, not a curated record. The transcript is spliced from 6 exons. Gene Ontology annotation, molecular function: guanyl nucleotide binding; D5 dopamine receptor binding; G-protein beta/gamma-subunit complex binding. The coding region runs from base 589 to 1956 and encodes 455 amino acids. NCBI's taxonomy places the organism in Eukaryota, Metazoa, Arthropoda, Insecta, Diptera, Drosophilidae. Gene Ontology annotation, biological process: adenylate cyclase-modulating G protein-coupled receptor signaling pathway; Rho protein signal transduction. Gene Ontology annotation, cellular component: cytoplasm; heterotrimeric G-protein complex; brush border membrane.
GAAACGGUAUAUUUUAUAAUUAAAGAUUUGGUCACGCUGACAUCAACCCUGCCUUUGGGAGUGAAAUGCGAAUUUAUUUACAAAAUUGCCAAUACGUGAAAAAUAAGGCUGUGUGUAAUAAAUGCGUUAAUAAUUUUAUCACCAUUUGGAAUCUGCACUCCUGAAUGCCGUACUGCAGAUAAAAGGAAUUUGUGUGGUUUGUGUGAUUGUGCAAUGUACGCGGAGAAAAAGAUUGUAAGGGAGAGCGCGGCCCUGUUUAUGUGGUCAAGAUGUGAUUUGGCUACAGAUUCAACAUUCAAACAACGACCAAAACAAUAAACCCCGCGACCAGGCUAAUUUUAGCGUGUGAGACAAGAACAAUAAGAUCACACAAGCGGGCAGCCAAUCAACAAUAACAACAGCAAAGCCAACAACAUCAACAACUAAGCGUACUGAGCGCGCGCGUCUGUAUGCGUGUCUGUGUUUAACUCUAAGUGAACGUGUGUGUGUUUGUGUGUGUAGAAAGUGCGGACGUCAGGCGUUGGCUGUUGUCGCCUUCUUCGUCGCGGUCGCGGUUGCCGUCGCAGUCUAGCUGUAUCAAUCACAACCAUGUCCAGAAUUACAUUGACCACGUUAUCACACAGUGGAGGCUUAAGCAGUAGUAGUAGUAACAACAACGGCAAUAACGACACACGCUCUGGGACGCUGACGCAUUUAAUGGAAGAGCAUCAGCAGCAGACGGGGACGAGAGCUGGAAUGUCAGGCAGAGGAUCGUCCGAUAGUCCUGUUGCUGGUGGCUUGCUGUCAGAUGGAGCAGAUAGACUACGGCGACAGGGGAGUCGACUGCAGACGUCGCGAUUCGCCUGCAUGCGAUGCUGCGGUAACUUUCUCACCUAUUUGGUUCGAUUGCGCAGCACACCUGAAGAACUGGAACAACGCUACAAAUCCAAAGAAAUCGAUCGGUUUUUAGAAAAGGAGAAGCAUACGUUUCGACGGCAGGUUAAAUUGUUGCUCCUGGGCGCUGGCGAGUCUGGCAAAUCAACCUUCCUCAAGCAGAUGCGCAUCAUACAUGGUGUGAAUUUUGAGCCGGAGCUACUGCGCGAAUACCAACAUGUGAUAUACCAAAAUGUUGUAAGAGGUAUGCAGGUCCUCCUCGAUGCACGGGAAAAGUUGGACAUCUCUUGGGGCAGCAAUGGACGUGAGCAGGACGCUAAUGACGCCAAAUUAAUGGAGUGCAAUGCAAUAGAGGCAGAUCGAUUUGUUGAAUAUGCGCCGCUUAUCAAGCGACUUUGGCAGGAUCGUGGCAUUCGACGAGCCUACGAGCGACGACGAGAAUUUCAAAUUAGCGAUUCGGUCAGUUACUUUUUAGACGAAAUCGAGCGACUGGCAAAACCCGAUUAUGUGCCCACUCACAAAGAUAUUCUGCACUGCCGCAAAGCCACUAAAGGUGUCUACGAGUUUUGUGUCAAAGUUCAAAACAUUCCAUUUGUAUUUGUCGAUGUGGGCGGACAGCGUACACAGCGCCAAAAGUGGACUCGAUGCUUUGAUACCUCAGUUACGUCGAUUAUAUUUUUAGUUUCCAGCUCAGAAUUUGAUCAAGUACUGGCAGAAGAUAGAAAAACCAAUCGUCUGGAGGAGUCUAAAAACAUUUUCGAUACCAUUGUGAAUAAUAACACAUUCAAAGGCAUUUCAAUAAUAUUGUUUUUGAACAAAACCGAUUUGCUCGAGCAGAAAGUGCGCAAUCCAGAGACUGAUAUACGCUGGUACUAUCCACAGUUCAAUGGUAAUCCGCAUUCACUCUUAGACGUACAGAACUUUAUGCUGCAAAUGUUUAUGAGCGUGCGUCGCAGCACUAGCACCAGCCGGAUCUAUCAUCACUUUACCACUGCCAUAGACACGCGCAACAUCAAUGUGGUGUUCAAUUCGGUGAAGGAUACGAUUCUACAGCGCAAUCUUAAUGCCCUAAUGCUGCAGUAGUAAUUACAUACAUAAAGGGCCAUCCUCAUGGUCGUGAUCAUCAUCAUAGUUAUUCACGAAUCUCGCGCCAGCUCUGGUAAAAUUCACUACUAUACAGAUACAUAUACCAUAAACAUAUAUAUAUAUACAUGCAAAACGAAAGUGCCAGGCUGUCAGGAAAAAUUCAAAUUUGUAAAGGGCCGACCCAAUUUGUUGUUAACUUUUUAAAAUGGUUUAAUUAUUCAUAAAUCUUGUAUUAAAUGAAAUUAUUAUAUUA